AUGACGUUUAGGAGAACUUUAGUCACAAGGUUGCAUGGAUUAAUUAUAAGGUUUGAAGACAUAGUGAGCCAGAAUCUGACGCACAAUGAGAAGAUCAAGGAUUUUGAUGAUGUGUCGCAUCACUUGGAGUUUGAGGCUGAGCGCCUAGAGGCUGCUAAGCCCAAACAUUCAGUCUAUAUAGUUGAGUCUGGUUUGUGCAAGGAAUUUAGGCCUAAGCACAAGAAGUCUAAGAUAAGGGUAGUUACUGGACAAGUGAAGAAAGGAUCGGAAAUUUCUCAACACAGCAAGAGAGGAGCGACCGAGCACAUAGCACGAGAUCAAGUCAGUUUUGUGGAGUAUCGUAGGAUUCCAGAUGGGAGUCGUGAUAUCAAGAUGGGGAAUGGAGUUAGCGUGGAGGUGUUAGAACUCGCGAAUGUGGAAGCCGACGUUGCGGUGCCAGGGCAGCCGAAGAAGAGAACGUUCAAGAAGUUCAGCUUUAGAGGUGUCGAUCUGGACGCACUUCUCGACAUGUCCACCGACAAGCUUGUCAAGCUCUUCCACGCCCGCGCUCGCCGAAGGUUUCAACGCGGAUUGAAGAGGAAGCCAAUGGCGUUGAUAAAAAAGCUGCGUAAGGCAAAACGUGAGGCACCACCCGGUGAGAAGCCAGAGCCAGUUAGGACUCACCUCCGCAACAUGAUCAUUGUACCUGAAAUCAAGCCAGAAAUGAUUGGACAUUAUCUAGCUGAAUUCUCAAUCAGUUACAAGCCUGUCAAGCAUGGAAGGCCCGGCAUUGGUGCUACCCACUCCUCCAGGUUCAUUCCUCUCAAGUGA
Messenger RNA from Juglans microcarpa x Juglans regia, 810 nucleotides. RefSeq lists its product as uncharacterized. Bases 1 to 810 code for a protein of 269 amino acids. The transcript is spliced from 6 exons. Gene Ontology annotation, biological process: translation; ribosomal small subunit assembly. Lineage: Eukaryota; Viridiplantae; Streptophyta; Magnoliopsida; Fagales; Juglandaceae. The record is from RefSeq and is a predicted model, not a curated record. Gene Ontology annotation, molecular function: structural constituent of ribosome. Gene Ontology annotation, cellular component: ribosome; cytosolic small ribosomal subunit.